Salpingoeca rosetta is the source of this 2385-nucleotide messenger RNA. RefSeq lists its product as uncharacterized. The transcript is spliced from 6 exons. Gene Ontology annotation, biological process: transmembrane transport. NCBI's taxonomy places the organism in Eukaryota, Choanoflagellata, Craspedida, Salpingoecidae. Gene Ontology annotation, cellular component: membrane. The coding region runs from base 57 to 1754 and encodes 565 amino acids. Gene Ontology annotation, molecular function: transmembrane transporter activity. The record is from RefSeq and is a predicted model, not a curated record.
CGCCAGAGCCAGCUACACGCACUCACAUCACCACCACCACACGCACUCACGGAAGGAUGGGGAAGAAAGGCAAGGGGAGGAACGGUAAAGGUGGCGGCGGUGUUACCCAGGAUGAUCAGGAAGCCCUGUUGGCCAGCCAAUCUGACAGGCUGAGCGUUAACUCGGAUGCCCCACCGCGGUAUCAGGAAUCCCCAGACCUUGUUGUCAACGGCAAAGGCAACGACGGCGCGGACACAGACAAGGCUGAUUUCAGCAUCACACCCAACAACGACGAAGAUGCAGCCCCUGUGAUGACCAUCCACGAGGCCUUUGAACGCAUCGGCUAUGGAUGGCAGCAGAUCCGGGUCAUCAUCAUCUGUGGUCUUUGCUUUUGCACUGACAGCAUCGAGGUUGGCUUGUUGACGUUCUUGCAAGUGGAGGCAAAGAAGGAUUUCAACCUCACAGAUGUGCAGGAGUCCACGCUGACGGCGGUAGUGUUUGCGGGCGAGCUGUUGGGGGCCGUGUUCUGGGGUCCGUUUGCAGACCGGUGUGGACGAAAGCGAGGCUCAUUCUUUCCCGCGCUUUUGGUCACCGUCGCCGGCUUGUCAAGCGCGUUCUCCGUGGACUACUACAUGCUGGUGACGCUUCGCUUCAUUGUUGGCGUUGGCAUUGGCGGGAUGGGCGUUCCCUUUGAUCUCCUGGCAGAGUUUAUGCCCCCAAGCAUCCGCGGAAAGGCCUUGCUUGGCAUUGAGUUUUUCUGGACGUUUGGGACGCUGUUUGUGAACGGGCUUGCGUGGAUUAUGCUUGAUGACCUUGGCUGGCGCUACCUCGUUGGCUUCUGCUCUGUUCCCGUCACCAUUGCGAUGAUCUCGUUCCCCUUCCUCCCCGAGUCGCCCCACUGGCUGCUGCUGAUGAACCGACCAGAUGAAGCCCUGAAGGUGCUGCAUAAGGCCGCAAAGCUCAACAAGAGGCCAGAUGCUCUCCCCGCGCACACGCGUCUUGUGCUCUCCCACGAGCCACAGCCUGAGGACGGCAAGACGUACGAGAUUGCAGACUCCACAGCCCUGCUUACAGAAACUGGCGACGCUGGCGGUGACGAUAUGCCGACAGGCAGCGAGGUGUCACCGCUCAUGCUGUUCGACAAGAACAACCGCAUGACCACCAUCAUGCUGUGGGCCGUCUGGGCCACCUCCGGCUUCACGUACUACGGCACGGUGAUCAUUGCGCCCGAGUUCUUCGCGAGCCAGGGCGGCAACUCCACGUCGCAUGACAACAGCACCAUCCACCCGCACCAGCCCAACGGCACGCACACGGGCGGCGGCAGCAAGGACUUUGACUACCCGGCGCUGUUCACAACGGGCGCAGCGGAGGUGAUUGGGUGCAUCCUGGCCUUCCUCAUCAUCGAGCGUGUUGGGCGCAAGAUCAUAUCGGGGACGGGCUAUCUUGUCAGCGGCAUUUUCAUGGUGCUGCUCACCAUCCCUGUGCCGCGCGCCCUUGGUGUGUUCAUGGUCAUGGUGUGCCGUGCAAGCAUCCUGAUUGGCACGAGCGUGACGUGGGUCAUGACGCCUGAGCUGUACUCCACGCACGUGCGCGCUGCUGGCCACAGCUGGUGCAAUGCCAUGGCGCGUGUGGGCGCGUUUUCGGCGCCGUAUUGGGGCGACGCCUCUGCAAUCGCGUUUCACGUGCGUUUGAUUCUGUUCGGGGCGAUGAACGGCGUUGCGGCGCUGGCGUCCUAUCUCAUUCCAAAGGAGACGCGAGGCCUCGUGCUCGACUAGACGCAAUCUCGCACUGACGACGAUGUCUGUGUGUGUGCGUGUGUGUGUGUGUGUGUGUAUGCGUGUGUGUAUGCGCGGCGUGUGUGUGUGUGCGUGUCUGUGUGUGUGGUGCAUUGGCUUGGCCGUGUGACCAUUGCUGUACUCGUUGAUUGUCCUUAACAAAUGCACAGAAAGGGCUGUGUAGACAACCGUGUGCUCUGCUUGCUUGCCUGUUUCGUGUGCUUCGCGGCUUUUUCAUGCCACAUCCUGACAUGUCUGGCGUUUGUCUUGUAGCUGUAGCUUCUCUCCACAUCUUUUGCCUCUUGCCUUUGGCCACUCCUUCUCUCCUGUGUUGCUGCCCCUUGUAUCGAAACUGUGUUGCUGCCCCUUGUAUCGAAACUGUGUUGGCUGCCGCUGCUUUGCUUGCAGUCGUGCAGCCACCACUGUAGUCAACGUGCGCAUGUGUCUGUGUGCGUUUGGUCGGGCUGUGUGUUUGUGCCUGCUUUGUUUGAAUGCCGGUAGGCUGGUGGAUUGGAUUAUUGAUUUGAUUUGCCGUGCUGGUCUCAACUUGUUUGCUCUUUGCCGUGCUGUCUUUCCCCCAUGCUUGCAUGCGUGCUCGCGCGCGUAUGGACCAAUGAAACGAUGAACAAAG